AUGAGAUCUACCCGCACCGACGUUGCGCGGACAGUGGCGCAGAAAACACGGCUUAUCCGGAGAUCUCGAAAAGGCUGUGGAAACUGCAAAUUGCGAAAAAUCAAGGUAUUUCUCCAGUGCGAUCAAGCGAAGCCUCAGUGCCAGCCCUGUUUGUCCUACGGCGUGGUAUGCAAUUAUGGCAAGGAUGUCAUGGACUUAAGGUUACCGAAGGAGUCACAACAUCUAUGGGUGGCGCAGGAACUCUCUCCAAGUGCGCCUUUGAAAGACCCGAUAUCAACCGAAGCUGCCCUGAAGACGCACACUGUCCCCUUUGAGUUGGAUGCCGGCUCGCUGAGACUUCUGAACCAACUUUACCACCAAAUGAAACUCACAUCUGUUUUCCCCGUGGCAAACAUAUUCCACUUAGCACAAGGGCAGUAUCCAUUUUUGAUGCACGCUGCACUAGCAUUAAGUGCUGCCCAUGACCGGUCUCUCUUCAAGGCAAUACGAAGUGGCCAAGGCCGGACCCUGAGCGAGAUGGCCCAUAUUUUUCAGUGUACAACUCUGCUCAGUCGCAAGUUAUGCCAUGAGAUUUCUCCCGCAGACCGCGAUCCAAUAUGGGCUACUGCAUCGUUUUUAAGCAUUCUAUCAUUUUUGGCCCUCGACGAAUGCGACCCUUCCAAGGCAUGGCCCUUCAAACCCUCGGAGUCGGAUGAUAUGAAUUGGCUCCGCCUGGGCGACACAAAAUGGAAACUCUUCCAGCUCACCCAACCUACUCGACCGGACAGCAUCUUCUACCCCAUGUCGGACAUCUACCAGAAGAUGCGUGCAUACAAACCUACUAGUAGCAUUCACAGCAUUUCCCCAGAGCUUCAAAUUUUAUGCAGGCUCGAUGAAUGGUCUCAACCUGAAACAAGCCCUUACUUUGAAGCUGCCGAAAUAAUCACCAGAUUGGGCAAGUGGCGGGAUUUUGAGAUUCCAUUUACCGAAGCGAUGGCAUUCAUAAUUUACACUAGCCCUUCUUUCAAAAGCCUUCUUUUAAUGAAAGAUCCCGUAGCAUUAGUGCUCCUUGCAUUGUGGUAUAGCAAGGCGAGCAAGACCAUUUGGUGGAUUGAUCUUCGGGGUGCCACUGAACUUGAGGCUAUAUGCAUGUACCUACGGAAAUAUCACUAUGACGACUUGGCCAUCAUGGGUUGUCUCCGAUGUUGUUAUGGAAAGGCACAGGGACCAGAUUUGCUCUGUCAAGAAGGCUACACCUAUUGA
Molecule: messenger RNA, 1242 nt
Organism: Clonostachys solani
Lineage: Eukaryota; Fungi; Ascomycota; Sordariomycetes; Hypocreales; Bionectriaceae
Source: the annotation of a GenBank genome assembly